Messenger RNA from Drosophila suzukii, 7845 nucleotides. The record is from RefSeq and is a predicted model, not a curated record. Lineage: Eukaryota; Metazoa; Arthropoda; Insecta; Diptera; Drosophilidae.
UAUAAAGCAAACAUAAGGAAAUACAAACGAACGAAAAAAAUAUAUACAAAUAUGAAGCCCAGCACUCGACGUCGCAGUUUCAAGACGAAACCCCCCAAAUCGAGUUACAAUCCGCUGGUUCGCUAUCGCCCGACGGCCUACGUGCGAAAUGGCAUUAUUGGGGGCGGUGAGGGCCCCGGCUCGAGUGGCCUGUACCAGAUCAACGACAGGGUCUAUACCACCAGCAAGAUGUUCCUGCGCGACGGCUAUAUGUAUCCCCGUCAGCCCGGCCAGCCCAUGGAUCCUCGCUAUCCCCUCGAGCUGCAUGAGUUCCCCCAGCAAUUCGGAGCUACGGGUCUGCAGUUGGUCAGUACCCCUAAGGUUCAUAUAGCCGGGGAGUAUCUGGCCAACGACCAGCAGCAGCAGCAGCAGCAACAACAUCAUCAUCAGCAACAUCAGCAGGUGCAGGAGCAACAGCAAUUGGGCAGAAGAAAGGCCGCUGCAGCCGCUGAAAUAAAUUUGGCAAAUCAGGUUUACUGGCUGGGCAAGCAAAAGUCCAGAUCCAGAUCCCGCAGUAAUAGUGUGGGCAAUCGGAGCAUUACCAGCUGCAUGGGCGGCGGCGGAGGGGGUGGCGAAAGGGAAAGGGAAAAGGAAAGGGAUCGUCCUUAUAUACGAAACGUGGACGAUCUCCUGCAAGCGCUGGGCAAAAGGGAUGGGGAUAACAAUGGCAAUCUGCUCGAAACUGCAUCCACACAUUCGUCGACAAGAAGACGCUUCAAGAAGGGUGAUCGCACCACUUGGGAAUACCACACAGUUGCUGUGACUCGGGUGCCGGGUUAUGGAUUCGGCAUUGCCGUUUCCGGUGGACGUGAUAAUCCGCACUUCGCCAACGGAGAUCCCUCGAUAGCAGUUAGCGAUGUGCUGAAAGGUGGACCCGCCGAGGAUCGAUUGCAAGUCAACGAUCGUAUAAUAUCGGUGAACGGUGUCUCCCUGGAGAACGUGGAGUAUGCGACGGCGGUGCAGGUGCUUCGGGAUAGUGGCAACACGGUUCAACUGGUGGUCAAGCGUCGCGUGCCCCUGAAUCCCAUAAAUCCUGGCGGAGCAGUGCAGCAUCAGCAUUCGCACAGCCUCAGUUCGGUGGGUCUGGUGGCCAAUGGAAGUGGAGGAGUUCCUCCAACCCCCAUUACCAACCUGAGCCAGCCCAACUCCCUCAACUCCUCGCUGGUGCAGAAUGCCAGUGGAGGGCAGCCCAUCAAGGUGACCCUGACGAAGGGCGGCAAGAAAGACGACUAUGGAGUGGCUGGCUGCAGGCUGUUCGUCAAAGAGAUCUCCUCCAAGGCCCGCGAGCAGCUGAAUGCCAAUGGUUAUAGUCUACAGGAGGGCGACAUCAUCACCCGCAUCCACAACACCAACUGCGGCGAUACGAUGAGUCUCAAGGAGGCCAAAAAGAUUAUCGAUGGCUGCAAGGAGCGAUUGAAUCUAGUGGUUCUGCGGGAUAUCACAAACCAGGCAGCUGUAAGCCAACUGAAUCUCAACAAUUCGGCCAGCCAUCAGGCGUCGGGAAACAUAUACGCCAGUCAUCAGCCUCAGGUAUCCGGAUGCAGCAGCAGUAACAACAAUCUGGAGGAUCCCUAUCUACCCGGUGGAGCCAGUUACUCCUCACAGAAUCUGUACGUUCAGCCUCCAACUCGCACCUCCAAUGGUCCGAAUAUGAAUGGCAAUGUGAAUGAGGAGAAGAGUAAUCUCACACCGCGAGGUCGCUCGGGACCUAUCAUGGAUGGAGUAUCCCUCCAGCAGCUGGACAGACCCGUGACCCCAACCAGGGGCCGAAGUGCCGGCAUCGAUGAACCGCCACGCCCACCUCCGCCAAGGGGAACGAGUGGUGGAGCUGCCCGAGAUUUCUACAGCUCCCGGAGGCAACUCUACGAGGAACGUCAGAGUGCCGAGCCAAGAUUCAUUUCCUUCCAGAAGGAGGGAAGCGUGGGCAUCCGGCUAACCGGUGGCAAUGAGGCCGGCAUCUUUGUGACUGCCGUUCAACCAGGAUCUCCAGCCUCCCUACAGGGCCUAAUGCCUGGCGAUAAGAUCCUUAAGGUCAACGACAUGGACAUGAACGGAGUGACGCGGGAGGAGGCAGUCCUCUUCCUACUGAGCCUGCAGGAUCGCAUCGAUCAUGUGCAGUACUGCAAGGAGGAGUACGACGAGGUGGUGACCAACCAACGCGGCGACUCCUUCCACAUCAAGACGCACUUCCAUUGCGAUAAUCCUUCCAAGGGCGAGAUGGCCUUCAAGGCGGGCGAUGUUUUCCGGGUGAUCGAUACCCUGCACAAUGGGGUAGUUGGAUCCUGGCAGGUGCUCAAAAUUGGUCGGGGUCACCAGGAGAUGCAGCGCGGUGUGAUACCGAACAAAUCGAGGGCCGAGGAACUGGCCACUGCCCAGUUCAAUGCCACCAAGAAGGAGAUGAAUGCCAACGAAUCGAGAGGCAAUUUCUUCAGGCGACGACGCUCAACGCACCGCCGCUCGAAGAGUCUGUCCCGCGAGAACUGGGAUGAUGUGGUCUUCUCCGACAGCAUUUCCAAAUUCCCCGCCUACGAGCGUGUCGUCCUGCGUCAUCCUGGUUUUGUACGACCUGUGGUGCUCUUUGGACCCGUUUCCGACUUGGCCCGCGAGCGAUUGGCCAAGGAUUUCCCCGACAAGUUCUCAACUCCUCUGCAGGAUGACGACAAGUCCGCGGGAACUGCUACUAGUGGAAAGUGCCGAAUUGUACGACUGUCGAACAUACGCGAUGUGAUGGAUCGGGGAAAGCAUGCCCUCUUGGAUAACCCCAAUGCGGUGGAUCGUCUCAACUACGCCCAGUUCUAUCCGGUGGUCAUCUUCCAAACGGACAGCAAGCACGUGAUCAAACAGCUGCGCCACGGACUCCCGAAGGCGGCCCACAAGAGCUCCAAGAAGCUGCUGGAGCAGUGCCAGAAACUGGAGCGCGUCUGGUCGCACAUCUUCAGCACCCAGAUCGCGUUGAGCGACGAGGAGUCCUGGUACCGAAAGUUGCGCGAUUCGAUCGAUCUGCAGCAGAGCGGCGCCGUGUGGAUGUCCGAGUCCAAGCCCGUAGAAUCCCUCUCCGACGAUUCUUUCCCCAUGACCACAUCCCGACUCUCGUAUGCAUCAAGUCCCGAAUCCGAUUUGGAACUGAGUCCGGGCCCAUCCGCAUCAUUGUCGCUUGGCAAUUUGCCGCAGUUGGUUAAAGCGAGCUCAGAUCCAUCGAUUGCCACUAAUCAGGAUAACUUGGAUAGGGAUAGAGACAUAAUUGGUGAAGGACUACCACCUCCAUAUACGGUACCCUAUGACCAUGGUGUCCCCGGGAAUCCCAAUCGCCGCCAGACCAUGGACUCCAAAUACAGCAUCUACGGCACCAAUGUGCCACCUCAGCCGCAGCCACCAGGCGGCGGAGGAGGAGGAGGAGUAGAUCCGGCUGCAGUGAGGCCGCAAUCCCUCUACGUCAAUGCCCCUGAUCUUCCGCCCCGCAUCGAUCGUCAGUCCAACGGGAGAUAUCCCCUGAACACCUCGGGUUCGUCAUCGCGAAAUGGAACCCUGGGUCGAAGUGCCCAGGAGCGUGUUGGCAAGGCUGUGGUGCAGGACGAUGUCCAGGCGGAGUACAUCACCCGAAAUGCUCUGGUCGGUGCCGGAGCAGCUGAAACCCUGGAUCGCCAGCAGCAGCAGCAGCAGCAAACUCAUGCCUCCCUGGAGCGACAGGCUCGUCUGAAUGCCCAGCUGAAGGCCAAUGGGGGAGGAGGCACCGGAGGAGGUGCAUCCACCUAUGACAGUGUGUCCAGCUACGAUUCGUACAACAAUACACAAAUGGCCAUGCAGAUGGGCCGACUGGGUCCCAAUGCACCCGACGAUCUCAAAUCAGUGCCAAAUCAAGGUGAUGGUCGCCCCUUGCCUCCGGUGGGUCAGUCACACGACUACGGCCGUACUCCCCAUGAUCAUCGCAGUUUCGGAGGACCCAACGAUCUGAACCGCCAGAGCAGUCCAGGCAGGCCGCACUAUCAUGAGAUGAAUGCGUCCCGUAAUAUUGAUCCUCGCAAUGGCACACCACAGCGUCCCUCGAAUCUGGGUUUAGAAAGCAGCCCGCGAAAGCCUUUGGUGGAGACCAAAACGGAUUACGGAAAAUACAGUCGCAACAACUCCGUCACGCAAGCGGAUUACACCAAGCUACCGAAGACGGCGCCACAUGGAGUGGUUCCACCUCCGAAUGUGCCCAAUGGUCAGAACCAGAUGAAUGGCAGCGGAACGCCCAGCAGCAAUGGCAGUGGUCCAUUUAAGCCGGUGCCACCGCCGAAACCCAAGAACUAUAGGCCACCGGUGCAAAGUGGUGGCAGCAGUGGAAGCGGUGGCACCACUCCCUGGGAGAAUGGGGACUCCGGUUCGCCACGUUCCCCCAACGGCUUCUAUUAUCCACCAACGCCCUCGCAUCAUCAUUACGGUCCGCAGGCUACUCCGGGUUCACCCAGCAAUGGACACAUGCAACCACCGCCAUCGCAGCAGCAGCAACCCACUAUGGGAAGUAAUGGCAACUACGGACAGGCUCCACCACCUCAACCAUAUCCGCAGGCCAAUGGCUACAAUGGCAACAGUCACCACUACAACGGGGGCAGUGGCACAGGACCCUAUAUAGCACCACAUCGCGGCAUGCCACCGCCAAUAGGAAACCUACCGCCUCAUACCCCUGAGCGCCAUGCCCUGGAUUUGGCUGGAAGUCGGGAGCAGCGUGGUUCGGCCUUUGAACUUUAUCGUAAACCGCAAAUCGGAGCUGCCGCCGGGCACCAUCACAACAUGAGCGAGAUGGAGCCGUACGAUGAGCGUUACGAUGAUUACUAUAACAUGCCACCUCCUGCCGCCCAUCCAUCCCAAGGGCAUCACAUGCAGAGAUCCCGCUCAGCGCCACGUUAUCCACACGAGCGGCCGCCACAGGCCCAGGAUCCCAAUUACUAUGGGCACUAUGGAAUCAGAGGUCAUAGUCAGCCACGUCAGCAGUAUCCCCAACAUCAUCAGCAGCAGCAGCCGCAACAACAGCAGUAUUACGAUGAUCAUGGCAUGGAGAUUGCUCCACCGCCACUGCCACCGCACAAGAAGAAGAAAUCGGUGCUGAAGAGCCCACUGGUGGCCCUCAAGAAUGCCCUGCUCAAGAGUACCAGGCCUCUGAGGAGGAUGAACAGCAUGGUGGAGCCGGAACGGAAGCCCAAGGGUCUGCGACGCCAGCAAUCGAUGUUGGAGAGGGGUGUGCAGAGACCCUACUAUCCGGAUGAGUAUCCCACCUAUCCGGCUGGUGGCUAUGAGGGUUCCCAUGGCGGUCAAGGCAUGGCGCCACCCCAUCCGCAGGAUCCCUACUACCAAAGAGGUGGUCACUAUCCGACGCAACAGCAGGAGAUGAUGAACAGUACCUACCAGAAUCUGGAGAGUGAGGAUAUCUGGAAUAUUGGGAACACAGUUCCUCGAAUGCCACAUCACCAGGACAAUGGUUACGGAUAUGACCAAUAUGAUCUCUAUGCGAAUCGCGCCUGCAUCGAUCUCGAGAGAAGGCAGGCUGAGGCAGCUGGCUCUGGUAGCCGGAAUGGCAGAAGGAUCGUUAGGCGUCACAGCACCACGACAGCGGAUCGAGGAGGAAAUCCAGGACCCGCGAGGAGACCCUUGAUCAGUCCCGGCUACGAACAAGAUCCCCAGGAGGUCUAUCAGACCCGCAACGGAGCCUAUAUGCUGCCCGAUCAGCGAAGGGCACCCAAUUCCGAGGUGAUGACCCGCAGGAGAUUCUAUCCGGGAGCGGCCAAUGAGCAAGCCGAGGAAGAACCCCUCUACCAAUCCCGUCGUGAAAUGCAGCGGGAAAUGCAGCGGAAUCAUCUGUACCAGUCGAAACGCGAAAUGCAGGAGAGGAUUAGCCAGGGCAAGAGGGAUAUGGAGCGGGAGUUUAGCCCCCAGAGCAGCAGCAGCCAGUCAGGCUCCAAUCCGGAGGCAAUUUACCAGAGUCGCCGGGAAGCUAAGGCCCAGCUAAGGGAUCAGAUCUAUCAGACCAGACGGGAAGCCCUGGACAGCAUGGCUGAACCGAUCUAUGUGUCCAAAAGGGAUAUGGGAAGACCGGCGCCCAUUUACGUCCGGGAGGAGAGUAUCCUCCAGUCCAGAGAGAAUGAGACAGAUGAAAAGAAGGAAGGCAAAACAGAGCAGAUCCAAGUGGAGAUCAAUGCUCAGCCAGAGGAACAGGUCGAAGAUUCCACCCUAAGCCGAUCGGAUCUGCAAUCUUCGGAUACGGUGAGAAAUCCGGCAAGGGCUCCUCUGGUUCAGGAUGAGGUAGAUGACGAGGAGGAGGAUGAGGCUCAAGAGGAUCAGGCUGGUUCUGCGGAACAGACAGAGCAUCCAACGGCUAUUGAGAAUAACCAGCACAAUGAGGGAAUGCUGGCCAGUGAAACACAAAAUGAGUCUGAUGAUGUAUUUGAGGCGGCAGAUCAGGUUCCUCCGCUGGCACCUCCGCCGGCUCCUGUACAACCCCCUACCCCUCGAUCCGGCAGAGCUCCUUCCCAUCUCGAAUAUCUAAAGCGAACAGCUCCCCCGCCGAGUUCCCCCAUCGGCGACAGCUGCACUUCCAUCGAAACCCAGUACACAUCCCAAGCCAGCCUGCCAGUGGGUCCACCCAAUGCCACCAGUACUCCGUUCAGCAGUAGCAUGUCCCUGCCCAUCGCCGGACCAGUGAAUAACGCUCCUCCGGCCAACGGAGGACCCUUUCCCACCCUGCCCCGUGAGCCCAGCACCUCCGCGUUCUUCGACUCCAACGGAGGCACUCUGGCGGAUAAGCUGUGGCACGUCUCCCUGCAAAUCCCGCCCGGAGCCAUUCCGGCUGGAGUGCGUCAGGAGAUCUACUUCACCGUGAGCGAUCCCCGGAUGGGACAAGCCGUCGGCGGCCCUCCGCUGGACAUGGAAAAUGGUGAGACAAUGCUGUCACCGCUGGUGAUGUGCGGCCCGCAGGGCCUUGAGUUCCUGGUUCCGGUUACACUCAACAUUCCGCAUUGCGCCGGACGAACUGCAUCACUGGGACUGGCCCUCAAGGCGACCGACAGCGAGAAGAACCUGCACACCGAGUGGGACAACAUCGAUCUGCCCAGCAAUGCCGCCGCCCACACAGUGUCCGUCAAGGUGGAUCACUUCUAAUCAUUAAGAUUCACAGCACUUCAUAAGCACUCAUCCCCCAACUUGAACGAUAUACGCAAUUGUAAAUAGAUCCAUAAUACCAUAAUAUAUAAAAUGGGCACCAUAAAGGCCGCAAUUCCAGGGCAAGCGAAAUGAGCUCAGCAAAGAGGUAGAGAUAGGCAUUGCUUAUAAUAUAUUUAAUUUAAUUCAAUAUUGUCUGUUAAUUGUGCCUUUGAGUGAUCGUUUGGCUCUGCCUUUGAACUAUAAUGUCGAGCUAGAAAUUAGUCAAUCGAAUGCAAAGGAUAUUUGUAUAAAGCGACUAGUUUUUAGUUUCAUAAACAAAUUAUUUUGUAUAUUUUAAAUCAACCAAUUACUAUGUAUUUUAUAUAUUUACAUAAUUUUAAUGCAUUUUAAAUGAUAUAACUAUUUGACGUUUUAUUAGAUAUUCGCAUAUUGUUUCGACCCUCGAUCCAUUUCAAUUGCAUUCAAAUUGUUAAUUGCGUGCAAGUAUUGCAUGCAUCAGUUAUUAUAUAUACCAUAAACAUUUAUAAAUCGUAGCGAUAUCCUUAGAGCCUAUACACGCGCCUGUAUAACCAGAAAGAAAAUCAUACUAUACAAAUAUUUAUACGCAUUUUUGUAUUAAAGAUUAUACACACGUGGAAAGUUUGGGAAUAAAUAAAAGAGCAACAAUAAUAA